UUCCUCUGCCCGUCUUCACGAAGCGAUUUCCCGUCACACCAUCGACACGGCGGACAUGGAGGCCCCACCGGGGUCCGGGAGGAAGCGGAAAUGCAGCGACGCCGCCACCUCGGCGAGCCUACCCGAUCCGGCCGCCGCCGGCAGCGGCGGCAACAGGCUCCUGGCCGGGUACCUCGCGCACGAGUUCCUCGCGCGCGGCACGGUCCUGGGAGAGAGGCGCGGGCCCGGUGGGCCGGACACGGGCUCCGAGGCGACCCAGGGCCUGGGGCAGGCAGCGCGGUACGAGGCCGUGGCCGCGCUGGUGCAGGGCGGCGGCGCCCGUGUGCCCGGGGUGGUGAACCCAGCGCAGCUCGCCGCGUGGGCGACGACGAGGUGAGGAGGCCGCGGGCGAAGGCGUUGAUGUGUGUAAGUGUAGAUAAAUCCAUUCUGGUCGUCUCGAGUCUGAUUAGUUACAGCUUAAGCCGAUGAUGUAACUACUAACUAGAAUUUGGUGCUAAUGAUCAGAGAAUGAUGAGAUCUGUACAAGUAUGUUCUACAAUCCAAAUGAUGACGCCAUUGCAGUACAUUGCCUUUGUGUGGUU
Molecule: messenger RNA, 581 nt
Organism: Lolium rigidum
Lineage: Eukaryota; Viridiplantae; Streptophyta; Magnoliopsida; Poales; Poaceae
Exons: 1
Coding region: 56-376 (106 amino acids)
Source: RefSeq, a predicted model, not a curated record